AUGAGGAAAGCAGACAGGGGAGGAGUAGCCAACUUCAUCAAAGAAAACAUGAUCUAUAGGUUUGGCGUACCCAAAGUAGUACUGUCUGACAAUGGAACUCCCUUUGUAAAUCGCCAUGUGGGAAGACUGUUGGAUGCCUACCAGAUCAAGCAUCACAAGUCUAGUCCAUACUACCCCCAAGGGAAUGGACAAGCUGAGGCAACCAACAAAACUCUCAUCCGAAUACUGAGUAAAAUGAUGGAUGAAGCAGGGGCACAUGUUGAGUUCACAGUACAGUCAGCAAGAAUGACUAUGUCAACACACUUAGUUCCAAACAACAGAAAAAACGACAUAGAGGCAGCUGAAGAAAGAAGGGAUCGAGCCUCACGAGCAACGGAAAAGUAUCAUCAAUCCAUAGCUCUUGCCUACAAUCAGUUUGUUCAACACAGGGAGUUCAAGGAGGGGGACUUGGUAUGGAAGACAGUGGACGCAAUCAUGUGGGGGCAACCAAUCCACAAGUUCUCACCCAGAUGGGAAGGCCCCUACAAAGUUGCUGAGGCAAGCAGUAGCGGGUACUACAAGUUGACAAGAGUAGAUGAUGGGUUCAGAAUCGGCCCUAUCAAUGCCAAGUAUGUCAAAGAAUAUUUUCCUUAA
Messenger RNA from Camellia sinensis, 633 nucleotides. NCBI's taxonomy places the organism in Eukaryota, Viridiplantae, Streptophyta, Magnoliopsida, Ericales, Theaceae. The record is from RefSeq and is a predicted model, not a curated record.